AUGCCCGCGAUCACCGAAGCGUUGAAAGCCGAAAUUAGACGCUGUAUCAAUAAAAUACCGCCAAAUAUAUACAAUAAUGCUAUUGACAAUUUUAUCAAAAGAGUAUAAUACGCUAGGAAGUUCGCAAAUUUUGCGAUUAUUUUAAAAUAUAUUUUGUUUCAUAUAUAAUUCCCAAAUGUACACAUGAUAAA
Molecule: messenger RNA, 191 nt
Organism: Phyllotreta striolata
Lineage: Eukaryota; Metazoa; Arthropoda; Insecta; Coleoptera; Chrysomelidae
Source: the annotation of a GenBank genome assembly